AUGGAGCGCCGAAAGGCCGAGCCCGGUGACCUCCUACGGCUUGUCGAGAUCACAGUGAUCUCUAUGCCAGACGAUGUUACUUACUUAUAUGAGUGGCCACUCCACUCCAUAUACCCGGGGGUUAUGGAGUCGAUCUGGGAGUUCAGGCUCAAGAAGUUGCUCUCCAAGUGUCACGUUAUCGUGGAAAACGGGAACGUAAUUGCGUUCGCCAUCUGGACCCAGGAGAGCCACUUUCCUGCCGAGCAGCGAGAUGAAUGUCCCCCGGAGGACCUCGCCGAAAAAUUCAAGCUCGUCGGCUCCCGAACGGACGUCUUCGAAAAAGGCCAGCGCGUGGAUCCGGGACAGGAUCAAGGACGCCGGCAUUCAAGAAUGGUUCACCAUGCACCUGCUCGUAACAGAUCGUCCCUUUCGUUGCCGCGGCGCUGCAGCGAUGCUCCUUGA
Molecule: messenger RNA, 441 nt
Organism: Gaeumannomyces tritici R3-111a-1
Lineage: Eukaryota; Fungi; Ascomycota; Sordariomycetes; Magnaporthales; Magnaporthaceae
Exons: 2
Coding region: 1-441 (146 amino acids)
Source: RefSeq, a predicted model, not a curated record